AUGGACUUUAUUGUGGAAUUUCCACCUUUCAAAGGCAACACAGUCGUAUGGGUGAUUAGUUAUGGAGACCGAAAUCCAGUUUUAGAUGAUAAAACAUUAUUCCCAUCUUUCUUUCGGAUUGUACCUAAUGAUCAUUCUCAGUAUGAUGGCUUUGUACAGCUCCUCCAUUACUUUGGCUGGACAUGGGUCGGACUUGUUGCAUCGGAUGAGGAGCAUCAUUUGAGAACAAGUCAGGAGCUAAGGGCAGUGUUGCAUAAAAGUGGAAUAUGUAUUGCUUACUUUGAAGCACCAGAAUCCAUAUGCAGUGAGAGCUGCCCCCCAGGAUACAGAAAGGCCCCACAGAAGGGACAGCCUGCCUGCUGCUUUGACUGUAUCUUGUGCUCAGAAGGGGAGUUUAGCAAUGAAACAGAUUCCACAAGUUGUAUGAAAUGCCCUGAAGAUAUGUGGGCAAAGGAAAUGCAUGAUGGCUGCAGGAAUAAAACACUGGAGUUUCUGUCAUUUGAAGAGAUCUUAGGUGGCACUUUGGCUGCUCUUUCAAUUACAGGCUCUCUUCUUCCCCUGAGCAUCCUGUUUAUCUUCUUAAAGAAUGCUAAUACUCGAAUUGUGAAAGCGAAUAAUCGGAAUCUCAGUUACACCCUUUUGGUUUCCCUGUUCUUCUGUUUUCUCUGUGCUUUAAUGUUCAUUGGGCGUCCCAUUACUAUAACCUGUAUCCUCAGGCAAUUUAUAUUUGGGAUCAGUUUUGUGAUGUGCAUUUCAUGUGUGUUGGGAAAGACAAUGAUGGUGGUGAUCGCCUUCAACCUCACCCAGCCAAGGAGCAGCAGGAGAAUGUGGUUGAAUUCUCGAGUAACGAACACCCUGGUGCUUGUGUGCACAGCUAUACAAGUGAUUAUAUGUGCUGGGUGGCUUGCACACUCUCCCCCUUUUCAAUACACUGACAAUAAAUCUAAGAUGGGCACCAUUAUUGUGGAAUGUAACAAGGGAUCGCCAAUUGCUUAUUCAUGCACAAUGGGAUAUAUGGGGUUUUUAGCUUCUUUGUGCUUUGUAGUUGCUUAUUUGGCAAGAAAGUUGCCGGGCAGUUUCAAUGAGGCCAAACUGAUCACCUUUAGUAUGCUGAUAUUUGGAGCUGUUUGGAUCUCCUUCAUCCCAGCCUACCUCAGCACCACAGGGAAGUACAUGGUGGCAGUGGAAGUGUUUGCCAUCUUGUCUUCAAGCAGUGGAUUAGUGGCAUGUAUAUUUUUACCAAAGGCCUACAUUAUCAUUCUGAGACCAGAGAUGAAUAAUAUAGAAAUGAAAAGAACAUAACGAGCAGUCUUAAAUAUUAUACUGCAUUCUACUGUUACUUAUAUUGUCUAUUAGAAAUCAUUUUGUAUGAAUGAUCCAUUAUUUCAAAAUGUAAUAUCAA
Molecule: messenger RNA, 1402 nt
Organism: Xenopus tropicalis (tropical clawed frog)
Lineage: Eukaryota; Metazoa; Chordata; Amphibia; Anura; Pipidae
Product: vomeronasal type-2 receptor 26-like
Exons: 4
Coding region: 1-1302 (433 amino acids)
Biological process (GO): G protein-coupled receptor signaling pathway
Cellular component (GO): plasma membrane; membrane
Molecular function (GO): G protein-coupled receptor activity
Source: RefSeq, a predicted model, not a curated record